AUGGACGCCUCAGUGAGUCCCCUGGCCGUCCCCUCCCUCCCAGAGAUCACAGCCCUCUUCAACGCUUCCACCUCCGCCCCGACCACCAUCAUCCCUCCCUCCGCCGCACUCUUUCCCCACCCCACCGCCCCAGCCUCCAAACCAGUCAUCCACCAAAAGCCCAACUUGAUCCCUGUCUACGUCGAAAUCCCCGCCGACUUGUUGACCCCAGUGUCCGCCUAUUUGAAGAUUGCCAAGGAUGAAAAGUACAGCUAUCUGCUGGAGAGUGUGCUCGGUGGUGAAAGCCUGGCGAGGUACAGUUUUGUCGGAGCCAACCCCUUCAAGACAAUCCGUACCGGCCCGGGAUUCGAUGUCGAAGGUGAUCCCCUGAAAGCGCUCGAACAAGAGCUCGAAGAGUACCGACAUGCCAAGGUGCAAGGCCUCGCCGACUUUACUGGUGGUGCCGUCGGAUUCAUCACCUACGACGCCAUCUCGCACUUUGAACCCGUCACCGCCCCCGCUACUCCCCUUCACAACCCCAUCCCCGGCCUCCCCGAAGCCUUCUUCAUGCUCUCAUCCACAAACAUCAUCUUUGACCACAUCUACCAAACCGUCAAGAUUGUCUCGCACGUCUACCUGCCCGACGGCACACCAGCGAGCCAGAUCCCCUCGCUGUACAAAGAAGCGGUCGGCAGGAUUGACUUUUUACGACGCAAGCUGGAGAACCCCGAGACCCCUUUACCCCACCAGCCACCCAUCACCCUCGGUGCUCAAGCCGAGAGCAACGUCGGAAAGGUCGGAUAUGAGGGCUUUGUCACCCAGCUCAAGGAGCACAUUGUCAAAGGCAACAUCAUCCAGGCUGUCCCCUCUCAACGGCUCACCCGUCCCACCGCCCUUCAUCCAUUCAAUGUGUACCGUCAUCUGAGAAGAUUGAACCCCAGUCCUUACAUGUUCUACUUGGAUUGCGGGGAUGAGCAGUUGGUAGGCGCUAGUCCAGAGACGCUGUGUAAGGUUGAGGGCAGGAAGGUGUACAAUCACGCUAUCGCUGGUACCGUGCGACGUGGAAAAACCGCUGAGGAGGAUGCCGAACUCGGCAAGGGUCUCCUCGCCUCUGAAAAGGACCGCGCCGAACACAUCAUGCUUGUCGACCUCGCCCGAAACGACGUCAACAGAAUCUGCAAGCCCGAGACUGUCAAGGUCGACGACCUCAUGAGGCUCGAAAAGUUCUCUCACGUCAUCCACUUGACUUCGCAGAUCAGCGGUAUGCUGAGGGACGACCAGUCCAGGUUUGACGCUUUCCGCUCCAUCUUCCCCGCCGGUACCGUCUCUGGCGCCCCAAAACUCAAAGCCAUCCAGCUCAUCUCCUCUCUCGAACGCGAGCGUCGUGGUGUCUACGCCGGAGCCGUCGGCCGAUUCGACUUUGACCGCGAGAACCUCGAUACGUGCAUCGCUAUCAGGACCAUGACAUUCAAGGGCGGAAACGUCUACUUGCAAGCCGGUGGAGGUAUUGUGUUUGAUAGUGUGGAGGAGGAUGAGUAUAUCGAGACUAUCAACAAGUUGGGGGCCAAUGUCAAGUGUAUCGAGGAGGCUGAGAAGUACUACGCAAGACUCCAAGGCCAAGACGUGUAG
Molecule: messenger RNA, 1608 nt
Organism: Cryptococcus wingfieldii CBS 7118
Lineage: Eukaryota; Fungi; Basidiomycota; Tremellomycetes; Tremellales; Cryptococcaceae
Product: anthranilate synthase component I
Exons: 5
Coding region: 1-1608 (535 amino acids)
Biological process (GO): L-tryptophan biosynthetic process
Source: RefSeq, a predicted model, not a curated record